Molecule: messenger RNA, 7938 nt
Organism: Symbiodinium sp. CCMP2592
Lineage: Eukaryota; Dinophyceae; Suessiales; Symbiodiniaceae
Source: the annotation of a GenBank genome assembly
AUGGCGGACAGCAAGGAGGCCGGCGGCCAUGUACCAUCGUGGGACGGUGCAGCCCGCGGCUGGAGAAGAUACACGCGGGAGGUGGCGUGGUUCGUGCAGGCCACACCCACCUACAAACGGCGCUACUGUGCGUCGAAGCUCAUGAGCCGGCUCACAGGGCCAGCAAGACUGUUGGCCAUGUCGUGGAGCCGGGCACCUUUUGACGCAGAGGACGGCACUCUUCGCUUUCUCCAACAGUUGGCAACUUCGCCACUGGUGAGGAGGACGCUUCCGAAUGCCGCCGCGAUCUGUCAGCAGUACUUCAGCUUCAAACGUUCACCAGGUGAAACCAUGGGAAACUUCCUGGUGCGCGAGACUUUGGUGCAUGAAGAGUUCACAGAAGCCUUGAUCAGGCUUCAUGAAGAGAAGCUUGGGGUUAGCCAAGCCGACAGGGAUUUCGGAUUGCCCCCUGUUGAGUCUUGGGAAGAUGCAGAAUGGCAGGACGGCAGCUGGUGGUGGUAUGGCGAGAAUGAGAAUGAUGAGGACCAGCGAGAUGGUCCCCCCGGCGACCCUGAUUCACCGCAAGGCGAGCGUGAGGCACAAGGCGAAGGCCCUGAAUCUCCCGUUCCUGACGAUUCACGGCUACCUCAUCGCGGCGCUACUGGUUCGUCUCCCAGUCACAGGGAAACAGCGGCUGGCGAUGAGCGAGUAGAGACUGGCAGCAGAGUUCAGGCACCUUCGCUGGGACAAGCAGCGCCUCGACCCAUCGAUGAGCUGUCUGUUGCGGAUUCCUUCAUUAUGAGCGUGUUACGUGGCUGGCGGUUGUUGCAAGCUGCGGGGCUGAGUGCAGAAGAAGUUCGUGAUAUACUUUCUUCUACGCGAAACAGCCUCGACUAUGAGACCGUAUCCCAGGCUCUUCAAGGCCUCUGGGACGAACAACUGCUAGGACAGCGACACCGGCACCAUCAGUCCUACCAGGCCAUGGCGUCCAACAUCGAGGACCCCGACCUCUUCUACCAGGACUAUCCCGCUGAUGACUGGUGGGACAACGAAGCUGAUUGGUGGGACGAGCAAGCCUACCUUGCCGACUGGGACGACUACUCCAGCUGGAAUGGCUGGGACGCUCAGGAGGACCUCGCCUACCAGGCGACUUCUGCUGAACCUCCUCCUGACGAUGAGAAGCUUCGCGAGGCCCAGCAGGCGGAGCAGAUUGCGGAGCAACUGGCAGUUGAGGCAAGGCGAUCGUGGACAGAGGCCCAGAAGGCCACCCAGGCCUUGCGUCGAGACCGGGGGUUCGGAGCCAAUGCUUCCAUGGCUUCUGGACCUCGCUGCUACAACUGCAAUGGCCCACACCUGCUUCGUGAUUGUCCUCAACAGUCAUGGAAGGGUCGAUCCAAGGGUCAGGGGAAGAAGGGCUACUACCAGCACAUCGAGGAUUACUUCAUCGGCAAGGGCAAGCACAAAGGUCACUCUUCCGGGAAGGGAAAGAAGGGCUACUGGAUGGAAUCCUACGCAAUGGGGAAAAAGGGCAAGGGCAAGGGCAAGACCAAAGAUCCUACGUCCCGCUCUGUCAAUGCCUACUCCAGUGACCUCUUCUUAGGUGGCCUCGAGGUGUCCGAAGCCCUGGAAUCCACUACCUCGCCUACGACAAGUUCCUCUGAUCCGCGGAAAGGAAUGCUCGACAGCGGCGCAACCGCCUCAGCGGCACCCGAGGCUGUUGUGAAGAGUCUCAUAGAGACGGUUCUCCAGUGUGAUCGCUCGGCACGCAUCGAACUGGCGCAAUACGCUCGUCCCUUCUUCAGGUUUGGCAAUGGGAAGUGGAGCAAGGCCCUUGGAAGAACCACUUUGUCAUCUAGCGUGUCGGGUUCCCUCCGAAGUUUCUCAUUGUACACCCUACCGAAUCCCUCCGAGUACUACUCUAGUCAUUUCGACAAGUCGUCAUUGGUCCCCGUCUUGGUUGGCAUGGACUUUCUGGGACCCCAGGGUGUGGGAAUGAUUAUUGACUUCGGGACGGGACUUGCCAUGAACUCCAAGGACCCUUCGCCCCAAAUCUACAGCCUCGAAACCAAUAAGAAGGGCCACUAUGUCUUGGACAUUGCGCAGUACCUCACCCAAGGAUGUCGCUUGAGCUACAGCGCAGUUCACCCACAGCAGCUUCUUCAGCUCAGAUGUGCAGGGCAACUGCUGCCCCCAAUCUCCCGACUACUUCUUCCUCGCGUUCACAGCUUGAUGGCGGCGAUGACGACCCCUCAGCUGUUCCAGUUGGACGGCGCCACAGCGCCGAAAGCGAAGGCAAAGGCGAAAGCUCGCCCGCUCGACCCGGCGCGGGCCGUCACUGCGGACACCCGCGAUCCCCGUGCCUCUCAGGAGACUUGGCCAUGUCAAGGUCGACAUCUACCCGAUCGGUCCGCUUCGAAUGCACACGGCCAGUGGACCCACUGUGCCGUCUGCGACCUGAGGCUCCAGUACAUACCCAGAGUGGGGUCACAUGCUCAGUCGACGGAGACGAAGAACCCGGGCAUGGUCAAGAGGAUGUUGGAGGAACUUCGGCCCCUUAUGCAGGGCCGGAAGCCGACGGCAACCAUUUGCCGCCACAUGCAGCGGAAGAUCGAUGCGGAGGAGGUCUUGCGCACCGCCAUCACGGAGCACAUCGCGGCCAAUCCCACGACAACGACAACGGCAACUCCAUCGACUCCUACGACGGUGCCUUCGCCAACGACUCCCCUGGAUCCUCAGGGCUACGUCCAGACGAGCAGCCCGGAAGCGGCAUCAACCACCAGUUGGACUGUGAUGCAGGACGAUCAGGGCAACGAUCUGGCGGCAGCCUACGCUCAGGAGUACCAAGGGAGUAUCAAUCUGCAAACGGGCUACGAUUUGUACAAGACAGCUACCUGGGACCAACUACGAUCUCUACGACAACGACAUCGUCCCUUGCGAGUGUGGUUCUCCUUGCCCUACUCCAAAUGGUGUCCGUGGAACAACAUCGACUACAACCGCGCGGAGCGACAGGAACGACUGGAGUCCGAUCGUCGAAAGGAAAGGCGAAUGUUGUGGCAUGUGAAUUGCUUCAUCAAGGAGGCCUUGGAGGAGACGCCGGAUAUCGAGAUCUACUAUGAGUGGCCUCAUCCAAGCAAUGGCUGGAAGCAACACCCCAUGAUCGAUCUCAGCGACUACAUGGACUCCAAACAUAUUCCCUGGCUCACCUGCCGAGUCGAUGGUUGCAACUACGGCUUGAAGAACUCCGAUGAGUCUGCGUUCAUCCAAAAGAAGUGGACCAUUAAGACAACCGAUGAAGGCUUUCACAAGAAUGGUGUCCCGAGCGAGGACGUCAUCUCCUACUACCCCUGGCGGAUGGUUCAAGCGAUCACCCGCCACUGGUGCGAUCGCCUUGAACCGGAACCGGAGACCACUCCAGAAGAUCCUCUUACGGAACAUGGCGAGCCAGCUUGUCGUGAAGAAGAUGAUGUUUAUGAUGACUUCACCAUGUCUGAAGUUGAGCGAUUGGUUUCGGAAAACAUGGCUCGAGAAGCACGGCUGAUGAAGAACUUCUCUUUUGAAGCCUUGGAAAGCAUAUUAGAACAGGUCCUCACCAAGGUGACUCGCAAAGAGGGUCAACAGCAUCGGUGGUCCUCGGGAACUCGAGCUCGACUUCUUCUCGGAGGCUACUCACACGGAGCCUUCUCUGGAGUCACCAAUGUGACAUACCGUCACAAAGAACUCGUUCAAUACGUCAACGCCUUCCUACAACAUCAACUACCUGGACACCAAUGGUCGAGCCUCUUGCUUGGGCUCAACAGUGGCACCAUCCCUCACAAGGACAGCCACAAUCUACGUUACAGUACCAACAUCCUCACCUGCGACUGUGGAUUGCUGGUGAAGGACCCGGCCAACGAAAAAGGCGACAACUACCAGAUGGAACGUAUCAGAGUGGACACAUCCGGCCAGCGAUUGAGUGUGUCCGCCUACACCACACGGUUGACUCCAUCACUACAAAAUGAUGACCGCAGCCUUCUACGUCAACUUGGCUUCCCAUUGAUUGUUGAUGCCACCAUGGUUGCUAAUCCCGCGGAGAUGGAGCUGAGACCGGCAACACCCACGACUGCCUUGGAACCUGAUCUACCACAACUCCCUGACGGCGUCACCAAGGAGGAAUAUCGUUCUUGGGAGGCCCAAAUCUCUAAGUUCCACAAGGCGGCCGGGCAUCCCACCAAUCGCAACCUUGCAAAGAUUGUUCAGGAUGCCAACCACCCCGCUUGGAAGGUUCAGGUCGCACGACAACACUACUGUCCGGCCUGUGCGAGCCUACGACCGGGAGGAAUUUCGACCGGACAGGUACCACCUAUCAGCACGCACCUUCAGUACGGCGCUUGGGAGGCAGUCGCGGUGGACUCUGGAGAGUGGAUACCUCCAGGAAGGAGGAUCAAGUGGAAGUUUCUCAUGUUCAUUGAUGUGACCACUAAGCUACGAGUGGUCCAGCCUCUCUUCGAGUACAACUUCCUGGAAAUGCGAUCUGAAACCGGGCGCGACCUCAUCAAGGCCUUCUCUGAGCGAUGGUUGGGAUGCUACCCCAAACCGAAGGUUGUGAUCAUGGACAGUGCCAAGUCCUUUGUCUCGGCGGCUGUGGGAGAGUUCUUCUCAGACAUCAACGUCAUGACGCACUAUGUGGCAGAGAAGGAACCGUGGGCUAAUGGCAUCAUCGAGGCGGCCAUCCAGGAUGUGAAGCACACCGCAUCGGCUAUCAGCCAAGACGACCCCGCACUUCCUCCUGAAGUUGUUCUUCAGCUAACCGUGGCGGCCUUGAAUGCGACAGAGUUCACAGCGGGCUACUCAGCACACCAAUGGGCUUUUGGAAAAGCUCACCGUGCGACCGAUGAGGACCUACGGUCGUUUGCAACCGGUGAUCCCAAGGACGACUACGCCAAGAUUGUGGCUUCCAGGCAAAGGGCCGAGGAGAUUGCUCGGCACACCCGAGCACGACGAGUUCUUUCCAAGCUCAACAAUACCAUUGUGCGACAACCUGUACGGGACUUUCCACCUAUGACUCUGGUCAAGGUAUGGAGAAAGGUUUGGCCAAAGGAGCAGUACUCUGGGAACAGGGGUGGCCUCAAAAAGUCUGGUCGUCCUCACUGGGUGGGUCCUGGACGCGUCAUCUUCAACGAGAUGCUGCCCCACCAGUCUGAUGAAGGCGACCGGAAGCAUGUUGUGUGGGUGCUCAUUGGGCAUCAACUCCUGAGGUGCUCUGUUCACAGCGUUCGCCCCGUGGACGAAGUGGAACGGUUCAAGUUUGAGACCUCCGGCGAGGAAGAUCCUUCACGUUGGCGAACCCUCGCAGAUGUUCUACCUAGACGUGAAUAUCAGGACAUCACCGAUCAAGAGCCCGACGCCGAUGAGAUUGAAAUGCCCAACCUUCCGGAACAACCAGACGCUUCAACUACGGCAGGGCCACCGCGCAGAGUUCGAGGCAAACAGCCAGCAGCAGCCGAACCAACAACGACAACCGCCAAUGAAGGUCCCGCGGCGACGUCAUCCACUUCAAUGCCUACUGAACAUCCUUCUCCUGAAGUCAAUGAUUACGACCAACCGGAUUCCAAGAGAGCCAAGGUGGAUGAUUGGGUGGAUCAGCUCUAUGUCGAUGCCCAGGCUGAGGACAAAUCCCUGGACAUACACACUGCCAUGGAAGACGUUGAGGAGUUUCUCCGCAUUGAGGUUGAUGUGGAACCCCCAACAUCCAAUCGACAAAAGAAACGACUUGAGCGCAACCCUGUGGCCUACUUGGUGAAGAAGAUGAGGGAUUCAGAAGUCAACAUCGCGAAGUUGACCAAUCAGGAGAGGAAGCUGUUUCAUCGAGCCAAGGUGAAGGAGGUGGACUCCUUCAUACAGAACGAGGCGGUUCAAAAGUGCAUGGAUGACAGGGAAGUCCGUGAGGCCUACGACAGCGGGCGCAUUAUGCGCGCCAGGUGGGUCCUUACGUGGAAAGGUGUACCACCAGAAGAUCAAGAUGCGGCCCUGAAGGAUGCGAAGGAGAAUCCUAGCACCCUUCAUGACUCCAAGGGUCAACGCAAGGCCAAGGCCAGGAUUGUGUUGCUUGGCUUCCAGCACCCGAAUCUCCUGGACAGGUCCUUCAAGACAUCUUCGCCAGUACAAUCCACUCUGGGACGUAACCUACUGUACUUGAUGGCAGCUCACCACCAGUGGGACUUAGAGGGCUUGGAUCUGGCGACGGCGUUUCUUCAAACAAUGCCGACCGAGGCUGAUCAAGGCCUCUACACCUCUGGGGUGGAGGAGCUUCGACAAGCUCUCGGCGUGUCUGAAGAGGGCAUUAUGAAGAUCAUGAAGAAUAUCUACGGGUCGACGACCGCACCACGCGGCCUAUGGUUGGACCUACAUCAGAAACUGACGGCCCUGGGCGCCAUUGCCAUCAUGGGUGAACGAUGCCUUUGGAUAUGGCUUUCCAACAAGGAAUGGGAUGGCUCGCAUCGGCGAGUCAUUGGCGCCAUGGGUGGCCACGUCGACGACUUUCACCGCAUUGGUGAUAAAAGCUGCCAGGAGUGGCUGGACAUCCGCCAGCGCAUUGACGAGGCCUACAAGUGGGGGACGGCAAAAGUGGGCCGGUAUCGACAUGCCGGCACUGACAUUGCGACCGUGGUGGACAAGAGCGGCUUCAAGCGCAUCGUUGUCGACCAGGAGUACUACAUCGAGGGCCUGGAAGACAUUGACAUCGAGGCCGAACGACUACAACAAGAUGGUCCUCUACUUCCUCGAGAACUGGCGGCGUGCAGGACGGCUCUGGGAGCUCUCCAGUGGCUCGCGGUGCAGAGCCAACCGCAACUGUGCAGCAGAUGUAAUCUGCUGCUUACCGAAGCUGUUGCAUCUGGGACCUUACAGACGGCCAGGGAGAUCCAGGCCAUGAUUGCUGAAGUUCGGCAGGAAUCCUUUAAGCUGUCAUUUUUCAAGUUUCCCACUGCCAAGCACUGGUCAGACAUCACCUUCAUUUCCAUGGGCGACCAGGCGCACAACAACAGGGCCAAAGGUGACAGCACCGGAGGACUUCUGACCUUAGCCGCAGGCCCUGAAGCCGGCGACGGAAAGGUCUGCCCCAUGAAUCUCAUGUCAUGGAGAACUUGGAAACUUCAAAGAAAGGCCCUGGGCUCCAACGACGCGGAAGUCCAGAGUGUAUACGAGGCCGAAGAUCAAAACUUCAGAGUUCGUCUUCUGUGGACGGAGAUGCACGGAGCUGGAGGGGACACUGAACUUCGGUCUAACCUUGUGCAGACCAAGGAAGAGCAGGUGACCCGAGUACGCGGCAUACUGUGCACGGACUCGAAGGGCGGCUACGACGCAUUGGAGCGGAAUGAGUCACCGCUUCUUGGAUUGUCCAACAUGCGUGCUGCUCUCCAAGCAUUUGCACUUCGUGACAAUCUAAAGCGAGUUCGAUGUGAACUACGUUGGUUGGCUUCCGACUAUGACCUUGCCGAUGCCAUGACAAAGAAACGAGCUGAUAGCAGAGUUGGACUACUGAAAUUUCUGAAGACGUGGCUAUGGAGCAUAGCCUUUGAUCCCAACUUUGUUUCCGCUAAGCGGAAUAAGAAGAAAGGCAAGGAGAUCGGAGAGAAAGGCGGAAAGGGAAUCCAGCUGAUGCUGAUGAUGCUCGCAUUGCGCGUGGGUGAUGCCGAUGAUUCUCGCGUUGCGGGCGCUGAGUCCGUCCAAUCACCUGGCCUCCUUUACCUGCUGAGGGUUCAUCGGCCAUCGGACAGAGGUGGCAAGGACAUCCAGCUGAAGCUGAUGAUGCUCGUGUUGUGGCUCACUCAUGCUGCACCUGCUUGUGGAUUCCAAGGCCAGGAGAUCGGAGAAAGAGGUGGAAAGGAAGUCCAAUUCCAGGAGAUCGGAGAGAGAGGUGGAAAGGAAGUGCAGCUGAUGCUGAUGAUGCUCGCGUCGCGAUUCGCUGAAUCCGUCCCAUAG